Molecule: messenger RNA, 3425 nt
Organism: Cladocopium goreaui
Lineage: Eukaryota; Dinophyceae; Suessiales; Symbiodiniaceae
Source: the annotation of a GenBank genome assembly
CUUAAAUGACAGCUGGGCGAUCGCGCUUUAGCCAGUGGGCUGAUGCCACACAAGGAAAGACCGUCUCGAAAGUUGAACCUGCACCCGAAGUUCAAAAGCCCAAGCCGAAGGAGAUCAAAGAAAUCCGAGUCAGCUCCAAUGGCACAAUUCCAAAGUGGAUUCGAGUUGUCUAUCAACCUCGUGUGACUGUACGGAAGUCACCAAGCCUCAAUGCACCAUCAGUGGCUUUUCUGGAGGCCGGAGAGAUUGUGGAGAUUGCUGAAAUCAAACAAGGAUGGGUGAGGCUAGCGGAUGCAGAAAAACAUGCUCGAGACGUGUCCGAAGAUUGUGAUGCCUGGGUUCUCCAAGAUGGUAAAGCCGUAAGCUUGGGCUUGCUGUUGGAGGAGUGCGAGCCUCGCUGGUUUCGCGUGGUCUACGAAGCACGGGUUCCAGUUCGCAUGAAGGCUUCAGUCCAGGCACCUGCGAUCGCAUUUUUGCAGGCUGGAACAGUCAUAGAGGCUGAAGAAGUUUGGCAAGGAUGGGUCAGGUUGUCCGCACAAGACCGACAACUCCUUGACAUCUCCGACGACUGUGGAUCCUGGGUUCUCAUUGACGGAUACGCCAAGGGCGCUGGUCGACUACUGGUCGCGUGUGCACCGCCACCUGAGCGCAGGCCGCAGUUGGAGGAAUGGCUACCGGGUCUUUCCCUGGAGGGCUUUCUGUGGCAAGACGAUGCGCAGGAGGCAUCAAAGCCUUCCGUUGCUUCGCGGCGCCGACAAAAACGUCAAGAACGAGCCAAUAUCCGUCUUGAGCAUGACAAAGCACGCACUCGAGAACUGCGCGCCGUUCACAAAGUUCUGCAGGCUCUUCAAGAAAUACUACCUGGACUAGCUCCUAAGACUCUGAGGGCCUCAGAUGCUGCCGAGGGGAAGGAAAGGCGGGUGAAACACCCCACAGAGGAGGAAGUGGAGGGAGCCCUCUCACAGGCAGCUUUGACUUUGUGGGUGCCAUGCUCUUAUCGCAAACUUCCGCAAAUCUUUGCGCCUCGGGAAGGCUUGGAGGUUCUGUCCAGCAUGAUUGACCGGCCACCCAAGUAUCAAGAGAAGUACCUGGAACAGGAAUGGUCCAUCCUUUGCAAAGUCUGGGCUUUGGCGCCAAGCUGUGGCAAGGGCUUGGCGGUGGUGGACAUUGGGGCUGGGAAUGGAAGCCUGGCACUGCUGGCAGCGUUGCUGCUGGGCGGUCAUGCAGUGCUGAUUGACCACACCCUGCCUCCGGAACCCAUGCGCGUUGAAGGGCGACUCCCAGAGGAGUAUCGUCAGCGAGUUCUACGUGUCACUGGGGAUGUAGGAGAUCUGGACGCGAGCCGAGAAAUUGAACCGCUCCUGGAGAAGCAUGGCAUCACCCAAGUCGUGGUCAUAGCGAAACAUUUGUGCGGCACUGGGACCGACUUGGCCCUGAAGUUGCUGCGGCGCUGGUGUCAGGCGGGUGCUGAGACAAAGGUUGACGUCCUUGGAGCUGUCAUCGCCACGUGCUGCAUGCACAAAAUUGGUGCUGCAGAAGAUAGGCGCAUCUAUUCAGAGAUUCAUUCUGCAGAUCCCUAUUUGCGAAAGCUAAUGGGAAAGAGCACUGACCCGUUGGUGUCUUUGUUAGGUGUUUGCACUCCGUGUGUUGCAUGGCGUACGACCGCUGGUGCAGAGGCCAGCCGCAUCACUGAAAAACAAGUGAAAAUGGCUGAAAUGUUUGAGGAUGCCCUACAGCAACCACGUUCAAACCUGCUGCAGAGUCUUUUUCCAUCUGCCAUCGAAGUCGCUUUCGUGCCUUUCCAUCGAUCUCCACAAAAUCGCUGUUUGAUUGCUGGAUCUGAGCUUGGGGUGCAGAGGGCCCUGGACACUGGCGUUUUUGCGAGUGCUGAAGCUCAAAGUGUUCUCUCUGCCAUCGCUGCUGCGCGGGAUGAUGUGCUGCGGGUCAAUGGCACAGCAUUGGAUCUUCGUCCACAUGGAAUGGUGUCGACAAGACCCUCGCGGCCCCGCGGCGCCGCGCCGCGGCAGCGCGGCCGCUUCGGCGCCGAAGGCCGCGGCCGGCAGAGACGCGAGAAGCAGCCAGCGGAACGGCCCGGGUGGGAUGAGGACACGCGAGCGCCCAGUCUAUUUGACACCCAGCUGCGCCACAUCUUCCGAGAGUCGCGUCGACCUUUCAGCGAGGUUCUGCCAGCUCGGCGUGCAGAAAGUCAGCCUGCAGCGACUGUGGCUCCGGCUCCCAGGGAGAGGUUGGCGGCUCCCAGGCAUCGGCCAGGACAGCUGCGACAGAGACUGCAGGGGAGUAUGGCCACAGGUCCCGGUCAUGCUGGAUCUGAUAGACAGCCUGUGGUUCAGAAUCUUCAGAGCCCAAGAGUGGCAGAAGUUCAGCAGCAACGAGAGCCUGUUGAACCGAUCCAAGCAACUCUUUGGGACAGGCAACCUCCGCCACAGCUGAAUCUACAUGCGCAAUUGCCUUCAGCCCCACAGCAACUGGCCAUUGCUCAUGUGCAAAGGAAGCGAGACAUGGCGAGUUUGGGGGAGAGAUUGGCCAUUCUGCUGCCGCAAUCCGGGUCUUUGCCGGAGGGGCUGACGAUCGGUGCUCCAGAUGUUGCGGUACUGCCUGGCAGCUUACGAUCCGUGGCCCAAAGAAGACCACAGGUGGAUCGGAUUUCAAUCACUGCGCCAGAGACUCCCGAGAAAGUACAGAAGUUGUCUCAGAAGCUCACUGCUUUGCUUGGUCCAAGUAAUAGAGAUCACCCCAGUGCUCCUUCGAAGCGCGUCGCCAAGCCGAAUCCGUCGAGCCACGAGCUCCUCUUGCAGAACUCUAGCAAAGUUGUGGGCCAGGCAGAUCGACUGGUGGAUUUUGUGCUGGAGCAGAUCCUGGGAGAUUCUGUCAAUCAGUUGGAGACGAUGCCAAGCAAAGUCGAAGCCAGGCAUACGGAAGAUAAGCCAAAAGCAGCUCCAGCUGCAGUGCCAGCUGCAGAGGAUACGACCCUCCAACGGAUGGUGCAGUCGGCUACGGAUCGACUUCUGACGUUUGAGCAUGAGCUUCGGAUGACCUACGGAGAGAAAGCCGCCAAGCCGUCGUGGACUACGCCCGUGAGGCGCAAGGAGAUUGAGAAAUGGCAGAGCGAGGAGGAGGACGAGGCCUGGCGAGUCGCUUCUUUGCCGGCACAGAGAGUGCUGGAGUUGGAAAGAUAUCGUGCUCGCUUUGCACAUCAUUGCAUGGCCGCAAGGGAGGCUGGGAUCCAAAGUGGUCCAGGGUCCAAAACGGCCACCUGGGUGAUUUGGCCAUUCCUUGCGGAUAGCAUUGCCAUGGCUGUUGUGGAGUCUGCCAUGGAAGAAGUGGACAACGCCAUGGAUGACUAUGUUGACCUCCUAAUCCAGGAUGAAGUGGGGUGUCCAGGGGAGAGGACACUGCAACAGUGA